Hordeum vulgare subsp. vulgare (domesticated barley) is the source of this 3300-nucleotide messenger RNA. Its product is annotated as pentatricopeptide repeat-containing protein At3g18020. The transcript has a single exon. Gene Ontology annotation, molecular function: protein binding. NCBI's taxonomy places the organism in Eukaryota, Viridiplantae, Streptophyta, Magnoliopsida, Poales, Poaceae. The record is from RefSeq and is a predicted model, not a curated record. The coding region runs from base 16 to 2205 and encodes 729 amino acids.
CCUUUCGCCCCCGACAUGAUGGCGGCGGCAGCGCGGCCCGAGCAGCCGGACCUGGGCGGACUGGUGGACGCGCUCUGCGCGUCCGGCCGCUCCGCCGAGGCGCACCACCGCGUGGCGCUCCUCCUCUCCUCCGCAUCCGCGUCGCGCCGCCUCGACGCGACCACCGCCAACGGCCUCCUCGCCCGCCUCCUCCGCGCGCGCACGCCCCUUCUCACGCUCCGCCUCGUCCAGGCCGCCCCGUUCGUGCCCUCCCUCCCCAACUACAACCGCCUCCUCGCCCUGCUCUCCUCCGCCGCCGCGCCCUGGCUCCUCCUCCUCGCGCACCGCCUUCUCCUCCGCAUGCGCGUGCCUCCGAGCGUCGUCUCCUACGCCACUCUCCUGGACGGCUACGCAGGCGCGGCCGACCCUCGCGCCGCCCAGAAGCUGCUCGACGAAAUGCCCCGGUGGGGGCUCGCACCUAGCUCCCUCGCGCGCACCUUCCUCGUCAAGGCCUUCCUCCGCAGCCGCGACGUCGGCGCGGCCAUGGACCUCGUCGACAGCCAACUCUGGACCAGCAUGGAGCGCUGCCAUGAUGAGGACCAGGGGCUCAAGAACGCCGCGUUCGCCAACCUUGUGCAGUGUCUGUGCGGCGAGGGGUUCUUCCACAUUGUCUUUCGCGUCGCGGAGGAGAUGCCACAGCGGCGCUGCCUUGUCCCAGACGAGUUUGCCUAUGCCCAGAUGAUCGACUCUCUCUGCCGGGCUGGACAGCACCAUGGCGCCUCCAGAAUAGUGUACGUCAUGGGGAAGAGGGGCCUGCGCCCAAGCACCCUGUCCUACAACUGCAUUGUUCACGGGCUAUGCACCAGCCAGAAGCCCGGGGGACGCCUGAGGGCGUACCAGUUGGUGAUGGAAGGUGUGCGUUCCGGGUACCGGCCGAGAGAGGUAACAUACAAGGUACUCGUUGAAGAGCUCUGCCGGGAGAAAGAGCUUGCCAAGGCCAAGGAUAUCCUAGAGCUCAUGCUGCAACCCCAAUGUGGGCAUGACAAGGCUGACAUGGAGACCAGGACUAGGCUAUACAAUAUGUUCCUUGGGGCACUGCGUGCUGUGGACAACCCAAGCGAGCAGCUCAGUGUGCUCGUGUCCAUGUUGCAGGGGGAUUGUAAACCGGAUGUGAUCACUAUGAACACUGUCGUUCAUGGCUUCUGCAAAGUUGGGCGGACCCAGGAGGCUAGAAAGAUUUUGGACGACAUGAUUAACGGGAAGUUCUGUGCUCCUGAUGUUGUCACCUUCACCACCCUCAUUUCUGGAUACCUGGAUGUAGGUGAGCAUGCAGAAGCCCUCCAUGUGCUGCACACUUUGAUGCCUAGGCGCCGAUGUGCGCCUAAUGUCGUCACUUAUAAUUCUGUCCUCAAGGGAUUGUUCUGCCUUGGGCUAGUUGACAGAGCAAUGCAGGUCCUCGACGAAAUGAAAUUAAGUAGCAUCACUGCCGACUCUGUGAGUCACACUGUGGUGAUCAAAGGGUUGUGCGACGCGGGACAACUCGAGGAAGCAAAGGCGUUCUGGGACAAUGUAGUCUGGCCAUCAGGGAUACAUGAUGGUUAUGUGUACAGUGCAAUCUUGAGAGGCCUCUGCAAGCUGGGGAAACUGGAGCAGGCAUGCGAUUUCCUGUAUGAGUUGGCAGACUCUGGGGUUUGUCCCAGUGUUGUCUGCUACAACAUACUCAUUGACACUGCCUGCAAGCAGGGAUCGAAGAAGUUGGCCUAUCAAUUGGUGAAGGAGAUGAGAAGGAAUGGCCUUUCACCGGACGCUGUCACUUGGAGAAUUCUUGAGAAAUUGCACCUUUACGGCAAUGAAGAACAAGGGGAGGAGCACCAAGUCCCCACUUUUCAUGUCGAUCAAAGUUCUGCAGAUGACCAAGUAGAGCCUCUCGUCUCGACAAAAAAUGAGAUACCUUCGUUGUCAUCGUCUGAACAUUUGGGUGAAAUAUACAAGAAUAACAACGAAGCUAAGGUUGAAGAAACUGGAAGGUCACCAGAAAUGACUGAGAACCCAUCAGAUCUUACUGAGACAGCAAAAGAGCAGAACUAUCUGAUAGACAAUUCAGUGGUUGGACCUACAAUGGACAAGGAUCAUACAAUCAGUGAUGAUGGCUUCAACAAGCAGGAUAAGCAACCUCUAAGAGAAUCACUUUCUGGAGUAGCCAGAAGGGUUUUUGGCUUGCUCUAGAACAAGAACAAGUGUUGCUGGUUAGAAGGGGCACAUACUUUUCAAAAAAAAGAAGGGGCACAUAUUAGAACAUAGUGCAAUGAAGGCUAAAUUUUUAUUGUUAUUUUGGACCUGUCAAUGAAGGCCGAGUUAGUGACAACGGCAAAGCUGGUAACCUGUCCACCUAUUGGAGAAUAAGGCUUGAGCUUGACUGACAUGACUGAUUUUUGGCUGCACUUGACAUAAGCUUGUCGAUAACCAAUCUGACAUGUUUUAUAAGUGCAUCUCUACUCAGUACUCACCCAACAACUAAAUCCAUAAUUUUGCAGAAAUCGAUGGAGAGUAAAGAACACUGCAUGCAGUGUCUUCAGGUUGCUCAAGUUUUGCAAUUGCUCGCCACUGUCAGGUCUUGUUGUGUUGUGAUGCAUAUGAAGAUACUUGGGAGCAUGCUCUACUUUAUUCUACAAUGUCUAAGUGCACCUGGGCUUUUUUUGAUGAAGAUCUCAUGGAGAUGCUUGCAAGCCUGUGAAUCACUGAUCCAGUCCAUAUAUGUAACAGCAUGUCACAAGGUGAGACGGCCAAGGUACUUAUCACUUCAUGGGCGGUAUUGUUGGCGCGUCUCAAGGUAUUGAGAGCGUUUUGACAAGGACUGAUGUUACUGUCGGACUUGUUAACUGUAUGCUGCUGGCCUGGAGUUCAUCUAUGAAGAGCGGUUUGCUUCUGGUGAUGGCGGAGCUGUAAAACACGGGAUUAGGGGAUGGAUCUUGCUGGGUCCAGGGGAGGUGAUACUGAACACUGACAUUGCUCUUCUCUGAGGCAAUUCCAUGGCAGCGGACACAGCUGUCUGCCGUGAUCAAAAGAGCCUGAUAUAAUGGAAACUAUGGCGAGCGCAGAUGUUUUGAUUGUAUUAAGGUGGCUUCAGAUUGCUAAUUCCAUCAACAACUUUGUAGGAGACGAACAGGUGCUCUUACAUGAUGUUCAUCCAAGACGAAGAAUCGCGCACAGAUUGGACACGGUAGGUAGGGAUGCAGAGGUAGCAGCUCACAGCUCAGCAUUGCUCGCUUGUACUCUGGGUGUUGAUGGCCAAUAUAUGGAAGGUAAUAACCUGCGGUUUAA